GACAGUUCCGAAUCGCGCACACGUCAUGGAACUUCGAUAAUGCAACCCGCCAUGAGGGCGACUUCUCUCAGCCUGCUUCGGACGGCUACGCGAUGCAGUCAACCGCAAGCAAACGACAUCCGCCGUCGCUCAGCACAAUGCGCUAUUCGCUAUACUUCGUCAUUGACGUCGACAUCUUCGGGCGCAGAGCGGAAAUGGUCCACGCCAUUGGCUAAGAUGCUGGGUGAGGCCAUCACAACAACAGGCCCAAUAUCCGUCGCUGCGUACAUGCGCCAAUGCCUCACAGCACCCGAAGGUGGUUAUUAUACACGACAGACCAGCGCUGGUCAGGAUCAAUUCGGCACGACAGGCGACUUUGUUACAUCCCCCGAGAUUAGUCAGGUAUUUGGUGAGCUGAUUGGCAUCUGGAUCUACGCGGAAUGGCUGGCACAAGGCAAGAAAGAGAAAGUACAGAUCAUUGAGGUGGGGCCGGGAAGAGGAACGUUGAUGGAUGAUGUUCUCCGGACAAUCUCCAGCUUCAAAGCCUUCGCGAACAGCAUCGAGGCUAUAUACCUUGUUGAGGCGUCACCACAUCUCCAGAAACAGCAGGGCAAGCUUCUUGCGGGAACAGAAGAGUUACAGAAGAGUGACAUUGGACUGACCGCGCCGUUGAAGUACAUCCCUGGGGUGAACAUACAAUGGUGCGAGGACAUUCGGUUUGUGCCAAAAGGCAUGAGACCUCGUCGCCUUUCAUACUCGCCCACGAGUUCUUCGAUGCGCUUCCCAUUCAUGUCUUCCAGAACAUCGCGCAGUCUUCGAUACCAGCAUCCUCCAUGAUCAUGACACCCACCGGACCAAUAAAGCCUAAACACGGCGCAACAGUACCCAAGAAUACAUGGCACGAGUUGGUGGUGUCACCUACAAAUCCUUACUCUUCCGCUGGAACCAUCACUACAACAUCGUCGACAUCUACAAAGCAGGAAGAGAAGCCAGACUUUGAAUUGACUGUGUCAAAGACGCCUACGCCACACUCUCUGUACUUGCCAAAAAAGUCUGAUCGUUACAAGAAGUUGGAGGAUACCAAUGAUGCCAUCAUUGAGAUCUCGCCAGAAUCAAUGGCGUACAUAUCAGACUUCGCUGUUAGGAUAGGUGGUGACAAUCCACCAUCAAAAGCAGAACCUACAUCGAGCUCAGCAAAACUCCAAAGGACAGAACCGGCUCCAUUCUCUAAGCCUCAGCCUGCUGGCGCCGCCCUCAUUCUCGACUACGGCCCGGCUAAUACCAUCCCAGCAAACACUUUCCGUGGCAUUCGAGGUCACCAGACCGUCUCGCCUUUCACAUCGCCAGGCCUAGUAGACCUUUCCGCGGAUGUUGACUUCCUUGCCUUAGCUGAGUCUGCACUUGAUGCCUCACCAGGCGUGGAGGUACAUGGACCAGUAGAACAGAGUUUCUUCCUGUCCACCAUGGGUAUCAAGGAACGUGCUGAACGAUUAUUGAAAGGCGCCAAGGACGAGGCAACAAGGCAGAGACUAGAGACGGGAUGGAAGAGGCUCAUCGACCGUGGCCCGAACGGCAUGGGGAAGACAUACAAGGCUAUGGCGCUUCUGCCAUACAUCAAGGGAUCGAAAGUUCGCAGGCCUGUAGGAUUCGGUGGCGAUAUCGCUGCCUGAAGUGGACACGAGCCGAAGCAACACCAAAACGGAUCCUUGCGGUGCGAAAAGCAGGCGCAGACGCCAAGUCCAUGUAAAACAGCAUUUGUGCAAGGUGCAAUGUAGCGAGAUCCAAUCGAGAAUCACCUGCAUGCAGCCUCGCGGCACAGUGGUUCCACUUGAUCUUCCCAACACAAGGCGCCCCCCUCACUGCACCGGCUGAAUCGAUCCUUUUCCUCUCUCCCAAAUUAUAA
Messenger RNA from Parastagonospora nodorum SN15, 1882 nucleotides. RefSeq lists its product as hypothetical. Gene Ontology annotation, molecular function: protein-arginine omega-N symmetric methyltransferase activity. The transcript is spliced from 4 exons. The coding region runs from base 678 to 1649 and encodes 323 amino acids. NCBI's taxonomy places the organism in Eukaryota, Fungi, Ascomycota, Dothideomycetes, Pleosporales, Phaeosphaeriaceae. Gene Ontology annotation, cellular component: mitochondrion. The record is from RefSeq and is a predicted model, not a curated record. Gene Ontology annotation, biological process: mitochondrial respiratory chain complex I assembly.